Dipodomys ordii (Ord's kangaroo rat) is the source of this 861-nucleotide messenger RNA. It is a transcript of the gene Nanog, whose product is annotated as Nanog homeobox. Bases 1 to 861 code for a protein of 286 amino acids. Gene Ontology annotation, molecular function: DNA-binding transcription factor activity, RNA polymerase II-specific; RNA polymerase II cis-regulatory region sequence-specific DNA binding. Lineage: Eukaryota; Metazoa; Chordata; Mammalia; Rodentia; Heteromyidae. The transcript has 4 exons. The record is from RefSeq and is a predicted model, not a curated record. Gene Ontology annotation, biological process: regulation of transcription by RNA polymerase II.
AUGAGUGUGGACUGUGUGUGUGCCCCAAACGUGCCACGGCCUGAGGCAGCCGAUGGGGAGGACGGAUCGCCAGGGCCCGGCAGCUGCCAGGCCCGCGAGGAGGAGCCGAGGCCCAGCCCCGAGCCCACGCUCCACGCAGACACAGCUUCUCCUCCUCCCGCCUCCGUGGCUCUGCGGACUCAGGAAAGCCGUGGGUCGGUGUCUCCUCUCCCGGCCAGACCCGCCACCCCCGACUCCCGUCCCGGCAGCGUCCCCGGCGGCCAGGGCGACCAGGGCAAGCCUCCCGCCAAGAGACAGAAGAUUCGAACCGUGUUCACUCAGAUGCAGCUGUACUACCUCAACGAACGCUUCCAGAAGCAGAAGUACCUGAGCCUGCAGCAGAUGCAGGAGCUCUCCACCCUCCUCAACCUCACCUACAAGCAGGUCAAGACUUGGUUCCAGAACCGCAGGAUGAAAUGUAAAAGGUGGCAGAAGAGCCGGGGCCUGCUGGACGGUGGCCAGCCGGCCCAGGUGAGCGGCCUGCACCCUGGCCAUGCCCCGGGCUGGGCGGGGGCCCCCGCCGCCUCUGGAGGCCUUCCUCCGUGGAGCGACCAGAUGUGCAGCAGCCAGAGCUGGAGCGGCCCAGCCCCGGGCGCCCACCCGUGGGAUCCGCAGCCCUGGAACAGCACCGGCCCUGCCUGGAGCCACGCGUUCCACAGCCACCCCCCGCAGCAGCCCGCGCAGCCCUGCCUGCCCUCCCAGCCCGACCUUCCCGGGGCAAGUCUGGAAGCUUCCAUGGAAAUCUCUGGGGGGAGCCACCCCUACCUCGACGCACCCCUGGGCUCGGAUUGUUACGUAAACUAUGCGGCCGGUGUCCUGUGA